CCGUUCCGGCCCUCACCGUUCCCCUUCCCCCCAUCCCGCUCUUUUUUCUUUUUCUUUUUUUAUUUUUUUCAAUUUUAUUUUCACCGUUUCCCCGCGAUUUUCCCCCAUUUCUUCCCUCCCUCCCUCCCCUUCGCCAUGUCCGAGUCGCUGGGCUGGUGCGUGGAGGCCGUGAGGGCCGCGGAGGAGCCGGCGCUGUCGCGGGCGCUGCUGGCGCUGCGAGGCCGCCACACGCGGCGGGCCGGGGGCCCCGCUCGGAUCCGGGAGCGCGGAGGCCUCGGGCCGCUGCUGGAGCUCGUGGGGCCCGAGAAGCCCCGGCGGAUCCUGGAGCUGGCGCUGAGCGUGAUCGGGAAUUGCUGCACCGAGCGCGGCUGCCGGCGCCAGGCCCGGAGCCUCGGAGGGAUCCCGCGCUUGGUGUCCGUGCUGGCACUGACCUCUGCCCCCGAGAGCGUCCGGAAUCGCGCCGCCCGAGCUUUGGCCAACCUGGCCCUGGAGCCCGACGGAGCCCGAGACGUGCUGGAGGCCGGCGCCGCCCCCCUGCUGAUCUCGCUCACCUCCACCUGCAGCACCCCCGGCUGCCUCCUGAGCGCCGCCCGCGCCCUCCGCAUCCUCGGCGCCCCCCAAAACCAACGGGAACGGCCCCAAAACCAACGGGAACGACCCCAAAACCAACGGGAACAACCCCAAAACCAACGGGAACGACCCCAAAACCAACGGGAACGGCCCCAAAACCAACGGGAACGACCCCAAAACCAACGGGAACGACCCCAAAACCGGCCUCCCCUCUCCCCCCAGAGCCGCCUGCAGGCCGCCCAGGCCCUGGCCGGACGUUUGGCCGCUCUGGACCGCGCUGACCCCUCGUGUCCGGCGCUGGCCCGAGCCCUGCGGGGGCUGCUGGCGGUCACUCCGUGCCCGGUGGCCGUGGCCGAGGCCGUGCGGCCGGCCCUGCGCGUUUUGGCCGCUUUGGCCGCCCAGGAGCGGCCGCGGUGGCCGGAGGGGCGAGGGGCGGCGCUGGACACGCUGGCCAUGGUCAGUGCCCGCGGCUGGCUGCGGCCGGAGCUGGGAGCGGCCGGAGCCGUGGAGGCGGCCGUGGCUGCGAUUGGGUGA
Molecule: messenger RNA, 1104 nt
Organism: Pseudopodoces humilis (Tibetan ground-tit)
Lineage: Eukaryota; Metazoa; Chordata; Aves; Passeriformes; Paridae
Source: RefSeq, a predicted model, not a curated record